CACCUUGAAGACCAAUCACAGUUGAGCUUGUCAAGCGGACAGCCAAUCAUCUGCCGAGACUUCGGGUGUCGCUUCUGGUCGGGACGACCCGAAAUGGACGCCCCAUCCCCAUCACCCCUGACAGAUUUCUAGCGGUGACACCAGCGACUCCACUCCGCCACGUCCUGGCCCUGCUCACACGCAACAACCCAAACCGUGGCUGUCUUUCUUUUCUAUGACACAUCCAAUUUAUGCCCAGCUAGAUUCGGUAGAAUCGCUGUUGGACGAACUUCCAUAUAUGUUUUAUCUGGGCCUGUUCUUUGUGAAUGUCCUGAUCCUCUACUAUGCCUUUCUGAUGGAGUACAUCGUCCUGAAUGUGGGGAUAGUGUUUCUGCCGGAGGAUAUGGACCAGGCGCUGGUGGACCUCGGGGUGCUGUCCGACCCGGCCUCUGUCCCUUAUGACACGGACACGGAGCUGGAUGUAUUUGAGGGGUAUCUUGAGUGACAGGGCGGCCCUGGAGGAAGAUAAAGACAGUGAAGUGGAGGUGGUGAUGAUGAUGAUGAUGCAGAGGUCCGGGGCAGAUUGGACCAGCGUGAACACUCCCUGGUCACUGAUGUGGGGAGGACAUGCCUCACAGUGGAUGCUGUUGCUGCCUUUUUCUCACACAGACAUAUCAGUGAAAAAGUUGUCUCGACUUAAAAGAAGGUAGCCUGAGGAGGAGACUGCACCACUGGCCACAUGAUCAGCGACUGUCUCAUGGGACUCUGCACUGGAUCAGCUGUCAGUCUGUUGCCAUACUAGAAGGAAUAGCCACACCAAGGGGUUAGCACUGGCGUCUGUGUCCUCCACUUUGGACACGAUGAAAGAAAGCACCAUGUGCUGCAAGUGCUCAGAGACAGCUAUUCCCCGUGGAUGUAAAAUGAAUGUUAACAGAGAUGUGGAGCAUGACUCAGGUCGUCUGCAGUGCAGCCAGUUCAGAUACAGUCGCCUGAUGUGUCUGGUAUUUACACUGAACAAUCACCCAGGCUGUGCAGGAUCUGGUGGCCAACUGCUGAAGGAAGUGAAUCAAAUCUUCACACACAGUCACAGUGUGAUGUCCUACGCAGUGUGACAUCUCAGAAGAACUGGCAAACAGUGUGAGAACGAUGUCCACUUUAGGUCUGUUGCAUACUAAAUCACUUGCAGAACUUGUUUUAACUGUUUGUCCUUUUAAGUUUUCAGAAUGCAUUGGUAUUUUGCAGGCUCAUCCUUGAGGUGUAAUUUAAAAAAAAGUGUCUUUUGAGGUCAUCUGUAUAUCUGCUUCAGGGAUGUACACACUCUCAGGAGUACAGUCAGGAACUCUGGUAAGACACUGACACUGGACACAGGCUGUGAAACUGUAGAAUAUAUGAGAGCCCUAAUCUUUUCAAGCUUUCUCAUGAACCAGAAACACCAUAUCACACCUGCCACACUAUUCAGUAUAAUGUAGAAACUCCAAAAGUAUCUAGGGAGAGUUAUUUCUUUGAUACAGUCUGUCUUCUGAUGAUGUAUAUCACAUUAGUAAUUGGGAUGAUAUGCACAUUUAAUUUUUCCACCUAAAAGUGAACAGCAAUAGUUAGGAAAGCUGUGAUCGCAGCUGUUGUCUGUAUGAGUCAUGUCAACGGCUGAAACCUCACAUGAAAAAGAACCUCAGAAGAAGAAGUGCUUCAGAUAUUUGAUGUUUUCAUCCUCUAUUUGUUGCAUUCGUGUUUGUUCUUUUAAUGUUAACAAGUGUGUGUUAGACACAGAGAAAAGACUCAACGCAUGAUAUUGGUUGUGUGUGUGUUUUUUUUUUAAAGAGAUUAGCUUUGGUUGUCAAAAUUCUGUUUUAUUGCACUUUCUUCUGUUUUACUUUGUUAUGAAAUUAGAAUUCAGUUAAUUAAAUGUAUAUUCUUGGCAGCAAUAAUAAACUGGAUUCAAGCAGUGCGGCAGUUCGGUAGUUAUACAAAUGAGCUCAUGCACAGAGUAAGGUAAUCAGUUGGUUAAGUGUGGCUGUGGAUGGGUGGAAGCAGAGCGCCUCUAAAGGGAUAGUUCACUUGAUUUACUAGCUAUUUGUAAGCCUUGAAAGUACUGUACAUACUGUAGGUCUGUGAAGAGCACCUAAAGCCAAGCUGAUUAACUUAACGUUGAUUUUGGAGGCAAUGCAGAGGAACCAGUAUUUUCUCACAGCAUUCAGCACCUGUCUACCAGAAUAAGCAAAUUGUGCAAAAUAAUCAUUGCGAUGUGGUGCACAUGCACGUUUCAUACUCUAAUUAAGCUUUAGUCCAGAAUUUCAUUGCCUGACUGUCAGUGUUUUAAACAUAACAUUCUGCGGGACAACCUUUCAUCAAGAUGGCUCACUGAAUAUAACCAGAUAGUUGUCCAGAAAAGGCCAUACUCAAACUCAAGAACAGGGAUGUUAAAAAAUAAUUGUGUCAAAAUUUAGCAGGAAACUUCGGAGACUUCGUAUGCCUUGCAAGACUGUUCAGAGUUUCAGAGUUCAGCCAGUAUUGAUUAAUCAUGGCUGAUAAUCAGAUUCUUUCUUCCAUUUGGACUGAAGCUGUCUGUAAGUAAUAUAUUGUGGUGACAUUUACAGUGUUUGGAUUAGAUUGUUUGUGCAUUUGAAUGAAUCAGUGUGUCUGUUUUGGGCAGGACAAAAGUCCAUCUGAAACAGCACUUAGAUCACGCGACACUAAAGCUCAGGAUACUAAUAUUCAUUAAAUAUUGUUAAACAUGUUUGUGUGGAAUUUGAUCAAACAAUCAUGCGAUCAAUAACAGGAAAGGGCUUGCUGUUGAAGAACAGUGAAUUGUGUAAUCAAACCACAUUAUGCUGGAGGUGGAGAGCAUUAAAGGGGUAGUUUGGAUUUUUUAAAGUGGGGCUGUACAGGGUGCUUAUCAAUAGUCAGUGUAUUGCAUACAGUAGAUGUCAGCACGCCCCCAGUUUGGAGAAGCAGCAGGAGUAUUGAAACGGAACCGAAGCAAUGCACUGCUGUGGAUGGGGGCCAGCAGCAAAACAUAUUUUAACCACCUAAAAAAGUACGUAACAGCUUAAGUUUACAUUAUAUUAGGAACAUUUUGAUUGCUUUACUUUACCUUUCCAUUAGACAGCCUGGUCUGAUGGGUAAGCGGUAAACAGCAUCAAAGCCACCAGACUCCAUUGACAAAAACAGUUAUUUUGGAUUGCUGAUUACAGGAGCUGCUGGCCUACCCCUGCCUCUGUCAGUUAGUUUGUUUGUGCAAUUGUGGGACUUCGGUGAAUCCAAACCAAUCCUUUUAAAAGCCAAAGUCACACAAUAAUAAAAACUAACUAACUAACAAAGGCAGUGGUAGACCAGUAGCUCCUGCGUUCAGUGAUAUUAAAUCGCCUCUUUUCUCAAUGUAGUCUGGCUUUGAUGAGAGCGAUGUAACAACUUCAUUUCCACGCUUGCAAUCACUGUUUAACGUAAAGUAAAGCUGUCAAAAUACUCCAAAUAUAGUGCGCACUUUAAGUGAUAUUUCAUUUAUGGUUACUAAAAGAUGUCUACAGCAGUACAUUGCUUAGCUUCCAUGUCAGACUCCAGCCUGCUUCUCCAAACUGGUGGCAUGCCGACUGACAUCUACUGUAUGUAAUACGCUGACUAUGAAUUCAAAAGAUCCACACUAUCCCUUCAACACGCUGAUGCCCAUAUGAUGAGUUAAGUAAUUCAAAUAUUAAAGUCGCCCCCCAUAUUCUAAAAAUCAUUUUGCAAGUGAAGCUGUUUGAUGGGGAGGAUCCAUGUUUUGUAUUUAAACUGUUAUAUCACUGGUGUUAAGUUGCAGGUAUGAGACUGUUUGUGCCAUUUCCCAGGCAUGAUACCACACUGUGCUGGUCAGGUUCUGAUCAACUCUGUUCACAGCAUCUUAGUUUAAGUGGAAACCCCAUUAGACUCCGAAAGGACUGUGACACAUCAUCAACAUACAGCCUUUACCCAGUGCUUGUGUCAUCCCUCCACAUCUGCUUCUUUGCAGACAUGCACAUGCUAUAAUAAGCUAUGGAUCGUAACAGAGUUUUAUUUUCCAAUGUGUAUUUAAUAAACUUUGAGCGAA
Molecule: messenger RNA, 4042 nt
Organism: Epinephelus fuscoguttatus (brown-marbled grouper)
Lineage: Eukaryota; Metazoa; Chordata; Actinopteri; Perciformes; Serranidae
Gene: dexi
Product: Dexi homolog (mouse)
Exons: 3
Coding region: 215-484 (89 amino acids)
Source: RefSeq, a predicted model, not a curated record